Molecule: messenger RNA, 1450 nt
Organism: Populus euphratica (Euphrates poplar)
Lineage: Eukaryota; Viridiplantae; Streptophyta; Magnoliopsida; Malpighiales; Salicaceae
Product: shikimate O-hydroxycinnamoyltransferase-like
Exons: 2
Coding region: 132-1433 (433 amino acids)
Molecular function (GO): acyltransferase activity, transferring groups other than amino-acyl groups
Source: RefSeq, a predicted model, not a curated record
UCCUUUUAUGCAUCAGCACACACAUUUUGCUUCUAAUUUUACAGGUUAAUCUAUGCUUGAAUUUACUAGUUGCACGUCAACAAUUGAGAAGUUCAUAUUACCAAUUGUUAGAUAUUGCAGGUGGUAAUACGAUGAAGGUGAACACAAAAGAGUCGAUCAUUGUCCGCCCCGUUCAAGAAAUGCCUAAACAAUCGCUUUGGCUCUCUAAUAUGGACUUGCUGCAUCCAAGAUACUACCUCCCUACAGUGUACCUCUACAAGCCAAAUGGCUCCGCCAAUUUUUUCGAAGCUACAGUGCUUAAGGAAGCCCUGGGAAGGGUUCUUGUGCCAUUUUAUCCCGUGGCUGGAAGGUUGGCAAGGGAUGAAAACGGUAGAAUUGAAAUAAACUGUAAUGGGGAGGGGGUGUUGUUCGUAGUGGCCGACACAGAUUCUACUACUGAAGAGCUCGGUGAAUUCAUGCCUAGCAUGGAACUUCGACAACUCAUUCCAACAGUUGACAGUAAUUUAGAAGACAUAUCUCCUAACCCACUUCUUCUUCUACAGGUAACCUCGUUCAAAUGUGGCGGAGUUUGUCUCGGAGUUGGGUGGCAUCACACUCUAGCAGAUGGCACUGGAGCUCUCCAUUUCAUAAACUCUUGGGCUGCUUUAGCACGCGGCCUUUCUAUCACUAUCCCACCGUUGCUUGAUCGAACCAUCCUACGUGGUCGGGUGCCACCAAAAUCUAUUUUCCAUCAUGUUGAAUAUGAUCCACCACCUACCAUGAAUACUCUUAGCAAAAACACAAAAUCCCAUUCUUUGGCAAAUUUCAAAAUUACACUGGAUCAUAUUAAUUCCUUAAAAGCAAAGGCAAACAACGUCGAAAGCGAAACCAAGUACACCACCUAUGAGAUCCUAGCCGCGCACAUAUGGCGUUCUAUAUCGAAGGCACGUAAUUUUCCUAAAAACGAUCAGAAAACCAAAUUACUUAUAUCGGUCGAUGGUCGUUCCAGAUUGAAUCCUCCACUUCAGUCUAGCUACUUUGGUAAUGUGAUAUUUACAGCUUCUCCGAUUGCUCUAUCCGGUGACCUUUUAUCGGAAUCAUUUAAGUGCACCGUAGAAAGAAUUCAUAGAGAGAUAAAGAAAAUGGAUGAGGAGUAUUUAAGAUCUGCUCUUGACUACUUGGAAGAGGUUGGUGAUGUUGGUGAUGUAAACACUAUUGCUCGAGGUUCUGCAACUUGUGCUUGCCCAAAUCUUACAGUUGUUAGUUGGAUGCGAUUGCCUUUUUAUAAAGCUGAUUUUGGAUGGGGUGCUCCGUUGCUUAUGCGUCCGGCAACGAUGUUCGAAGGUAAGGGAUACAUACAUCCAAAUCCAGCCAACGACGGGAGUUUCUCGUUGGCUUUAUGCUUGGAGACUGAUCAUAUGGAAUCCUUUCGAAAGCUUUUCUACGAAUCUUGAUUUUAUAAAUAAACAGA